GUUAAUAAAUAGGAGAGGAGAGAGAGUGAACGGGGGAGGAGAGUGGGAAGGUGGUGGCCGCGAGUGGCAGGACAUCGUCUCCGCCGCUCACUGACCUCUGUGGUGGCGGAUAUCCUCUCGCCGGAGAGGUUUAUCUGAGACAGCAAUACUGCUGUGAGCCAUGGUUAGCCUAAGGAGACGAAGACUAUUGGGGCUUUGUUCUGGGAAAAGCUCCAUUCCAGUUGAAUUGCCAGGCUCCAAUGAGAGUAGUGGUGCUCUAAACCUGAGCAGAAAUGUGAAUCCUUUCAGCAUUCAUCCUAUGCCAUUAAUUAGCAUAAGUCGUGAAAAGCCAACAAAUAUUCAUGAAAUAAGCUUUGGAUCUUCAGUUGUGUCUGCUACAAGCUCGCCAAAGGAGGAAAUCGAUAACUAUUUUCCAGGUAAAGAUAUGAAACACAGAAAGAGAUACCGUAGAAAACUCUAUGAAGACCAAGAACCAUGCGUAAUGAGAGGUGUUUAUUUCAAAAACAUGAAAUGGCAGGCGGCUAUCAAAGUUGAUAAGAAGCAGAUCCACUUAGGCACUGUGGGCUCCCAAGAAGAUGCAGCACGGUUGUAUGACAGAGCGGCUUUUAUGUGUGGCAGACAACCAAAUUUUGAACUUCCUGAGGAGGAGAAACAUGAGCUCAGCCACUAUAACUGGGAAGAGUUCCUUGCAAUCACACGCAAUGCAAUCAACCAUAAAAAGCUCCAAAGAAGGAUUGGAGGAGGAAGAAGAAGGAAAUCAGGGAUAGAGAUGAGAGGCAGUGAUGUGGAGGAGCCUGAAAGAGGCGCAUGUGGCUCACCAUCUACCUCUGAUGAUGGUGAAGUAGAGGUAUUUGCUUCAUAGUUUAGCGGCUUCAAAAUGCUAAAUUAUAGCUUAGAUUAUAUUUCUUAUUAUUUGCUUGUGUAUAGAGGCCCUAUUUGCGCAAGCUAGGGUUUAAAAAGUUGAUCAAGCUCCAUUAAUGGCUUCUUUAUUAUCAUUCUUGUAGUUAUUAUGAGUGGGCAUUUGGAUACUUUCAUUGUCUUCUCUUGUAAAUAACCCUUACCUGAUAAUAUGAUUUUGUUACCUUCUUUUA
Dendrobium catenatum is the source of this 1091-nucleotide messenger RNA. Its product is annotated as ethylene-responsive transcription factor-like protein At4g13040. NCBI's taxonomy places the organism in Eukaryota, Viridiplantae, Streptophyta, Magnoliopsida, Asparagales, Orchidaceae. Gene Ontology annotation, molecular function: DNA binding; DNA-binding transcription factor activity. Gene Ontology annotation, biological process: regulation of DNA-templated transcription. Bases 161 to 862 code for a protein of 233 amino acids. The record is from RefSeq and is a predicted model, not a curated record. The transcript is spliced from 7 exons.